UUUAAGAGUCAGUACCAUAAAUCAAAUUCGCCACCAACCUAUUCGUUCGAAGUGGGUGCUAACAUGGCUGCUUCAUUUGGCAUCACCAUCACCACCACCACCGAUUCCAACUGUUUUCUCGCCCACCGCCGCAAUUCCAACCCCCACAUCAAAUUCUCUUCAACCCUUUCUCAUGGGUUUCUCCGGAAAGUCACACCAGCACUCGUCUCCUCUUCCUCACCAAAUCAGGAAAUGCGGUUUGGGUCUCAUGUGGAGGUGGCAAGGAAGGAUCGUUCCUUGUCAUUGGCAUUUGCACAGACAGCUGCUGUUCGACAUGUGACGGGAUCUGUUACUGCAACUGAGGGUCUUCGAUUCGCUAUUGUUGUGGCACGGUUUAAUGAGAUUGUGACAAAGCUGCUGUUGGAGGGAGCCGUGGAAACUUUCAAGAAAUAUUCAGUUAAAGAAGAAGAUAUAGAUGUUGUUUGGGUUCCUGGGAGUUUUGAAAUUGGUGUGGUUGCGGAAAAGCUUGGGAAGUCACGAAAAUAUAAUGCGAUUUUGUGUAUCGGAGCUGUGAUUAGAGGUGAUACUUCUCACUAUGAUGCUGUUGCUAAUUCGGCGGCAUCUGGAGUACUCUCAGCGGGUCUAAAUUCAGGAGUUCCUUGCAUAUUUGGUGUUUUGACAUGCGAUAACAUGGAGCAGGCUUUGAAUCGAGCUGGUGGUAAAUCUGGGAAUAAGGGUGCUGAAACAGCUCUGACAGCUAUUGAGAUGGCAUCUUUGUUUGAGCACCAUCUGAAGCAGUAAUAAUGUUUGACCAAGUUCAAUUUAGUCCUUUUCUGCUGGCAUGCUGUUGAAAUUUUCUUCUCUAAGCUGCCCGGAUAUCUUUAUGGUAAGAGUUUCCAGGAAUUGCAAAAUGGUGAUGGCAUUCAAAAUUAUUACCAGCUACUCAUUGAUUACCUGCAAGCUCGAAUAUCUUCCCCCUGCUGAAACUCGUCAAAAAUUGGAGGACAUAAUGUUUUAAUGUAUGUUAGACAAUCCGUUCUACUGUGUCACACUUUGUUUCAUAUAUUUAUCUUCACAUUUCAAAAUGGUGCAGUGUGUGUGCGCUCGCACACAUCUUUUAAAGGUUA
This is a messenger RNA of Cornus florida, 1106 nucleotides long. RefSeq names its product 6,7-dimethyl-8-ribityllumazine synthase, chloroplastic-like. NCBI's taxonomy places the organism in Eukaryota, Viridiplantae, Streptophyta, Magnoliopsida, Cornales, Cornaceae. The transcript has 8 exons. Gene Ontology annotation, biological process: riboflavin biosynthetic process. Gene Ontology annotation, molecular function: 6,7-dimethyl-8-ribityllumazine synthase activity. Bases 64 to 780 code for a protein of 238 amino acids. The record is from RefSeq and is a predicted model, not a curated record. Gene Ontology annotation, cellular component: riboflavin synthase complex; intracellular anatomical structure.